AUGGUGGACCUGUUCCUAGACCGAGUUCUGGUGGAGAACAACUGGGACCAGGAUGAACUCAACACGGAGAGAGAGAUCAUUGGGAUUAUCGAAAACCGCAUCCUGAUGCUGUUCUUUGCAUCGGCGGAGUGCGUCAAGUGCCAGGACUUCCUGCCUGUUCUGAAUGACUUUUUUAAGAGACUGAAAGAUCCAGCGUACAUUGAAUACCCCAAACUGCUCGCACUCAUCUUUAUCAGCUUGGACCAAUCGGAGGCACAGCAGGAGAGAGUCCUCAAAGAGCUGCACAAAAAGGUUUUGUUUUUGGCCUUUGAGGAUCCAUACAGGACAGAACUGCAAGCCAAGUUUAAGGUGAAGGAUGUACCAACAGUUGUGGUCAUUCGUCCUGAUGGCUCCAUCCUCUCUCCAAAUGCUGUGCAGGACAUCUGUCGUUUUGGUUGUGACUGUUUCCGUAACUGGCAGGAAUCAGCAGAGCUCAUUGAGAGGAGCUUCAUGCUCAAUGAGGAGUUUGAAAACCUAAAUAUGCGUAGUGCCACUGACCCCGUGAGGAGACUCAAGUACAAGACAGAGGACGACAAGAGGAAAAAGAGAUGGUGGAAUUCAUUGGGAAAGGGCAAAGACGAAAGUCAAGAGGAGGAGGAGAAAGAUGGAACGCGCAAUAGAAAGAGAAAAGAGGGAGAUAAAGUAACUGGGAGGAGAAGAUGA
This is a messenger RNA of Perca flavescens (yellow perch), 702 nucleotides long. RefSeq names its product nucleoredoxin-like protein 1. Gene Ontology annotation, biological process: photoreceptor cell maintenance. Lineage: Eukaryota; Metazoa; Chordata; Actinopteri; Perciformes; Percidae. The coding region runs from base 1 to 702 and encodes 233 amino acids. Gene Ontology annotation, cellular component: mitochondrion. The record is from RefSeq and is a predicted model, not a curated record. The transcript has 3 exons.